This is a messenger RNA of Aspergillus bombycis, 471 nucleotides long. RefSeq names its product ATP synthase subunit C family protein. Gene Ontology annotation, molecular function: proton transmembrane transporter activity. The coding region runs from base 1 to 471 and encodes 156 amino acids. The record is from RefSeq and is a predicted model, not a curated record. The transcript has a single exon. NCBI's taxonomy places the organism in Eukaryota, Fungi, Ascomycota, Eurotiomycetes, Eurotiales, Aspergillaceae. Gene Ontology annotation, biological process: proton transmembrane transport; proton motive force-driven ATP synthesis.
AUGGCCUCCUCUCGUGUCUUUGCCUCUCGCCUGGCCUCCCAGAUGGCCGCAACCACCAAGGUUGCCCGCCCGGCCGCCCGCUUCGCUGCCCCCAAGCGUACCUUCACCACCCAGCGCAAGACCGCUAUCCCCAUGACCCCCUUCCAGACCGUCAAGCGCCAGCAGCCUUCCAUGAUCCAGGCCAACGCUCGCCAGGUCUUCGCCAACGUCCAGGCCCGCCGCCAGUACUCCUCUGAGAUCGCCGACGCCAUGGUCCAGGUCUCCCAGAACAUGGGUAUGGGUUCCGCCGCCAUCGGUCUCGGUGGUGCCGGUAUCGGUAUCGGUCUCGUCUUCGGUGCCCUCCUCCUCGGUGUCUCCCGCAACCCUGCCCUCCGUGGCCAGCUCUUCUCCUACGCCAUUCUUGGUUUCGCCUUCGUCGAAGCCAUUGGUCUGUUCGACCUGAUGGUUGCUAUGAUGUGCAAGUACGUUUAA